AUGGAAAUUUAUGCUGGUAAACAACCAGAUGGGCCAUUUCAAGUUGAAAAUGGUGCAAGCGCAAGCGAAGUUGUCAAACGUUUAAUAAGGCCCUUAUACAACUCUGGUCGAAAUUUAACAGUUGAUAAUUGGUAUAUGGGAUAUGAAUUAUCUCAAGAUCUCCUAAAGAAGAAAAUUACGAUAGUAGGUACAAUGCGUAAAAAUAAGAGAGAAAUCCCACCUGAGUUUCUGGCAAAGAAAAGAGAAGUAUAUUCUUCAAUUUUCGGUUUUCAGAAAGAAGCAACACUUGUAUCUUAUGUGCCGAAAAAAAAUAAGAGUGUGAUCCUGUUAUCCACAAUGCAUUCCGGCGAUCAAAUCGAUGAAUCUACUGGGGAAUCUAAAAAGCCUGAAAUCAUUACAUUCUAUAACAUGACAAAAGGAGCAGUCGAUGUUGUAGAUGAGAUGGCAGCUGCGUAUUCUACAGCAAGAGUAGCACGUCGAUGGCCUAUGGUGAUUUUCUUUUCAGUGUUAAACGUGGCUGCCAUUAAUGCAAGAAUAAUUCUACUAUCAAAGAAGGAACCACCAACGGAAUACCGUACCAGGCGUACUUUUCUCAAAGCCUUAGGGAUGCAGCUAAUAGAAAGUGUUCAAAAUGAACGACGACGAGCAUCUGUAGUUCCUGAUUCUAGACAAACACUGACCACCGAUGAACAUGUUAAGAGUGGAGUAGCAUUUGCUAAACAAAGUAAGGUUGAAUUGUUUCUGUUAACUGAAUAA
Messenger RNA from Stegodyphus dumicola, 756 nucleotides. RefSeq lists its product as uncharacterized. The record is from RefSeq and is a predicted model, not a curated record. Lineage: Eukaryota; Metazoa; Arthropoda; Arachnida; Araneae; Eresidae.